Messenger RNA from Oncorhynchus kisutch (coho salmon), 7245 nucleotides. It is a transcript of the gene nr2f6b, whose product is annotated as nuclear receptor subfamily 2, group F, member 6b. Gene Ontology annotation, molecular function: sequence-specific DNA binding; zinc ion binding; DNA-binding transcription factor activity. Gene Ontology annotation, biological process: regulation of DNA-templated transcription. NCBI's taxonomy places the organism in Eukaryota, Metazoa, Chordata, Actinopteri, Salmoniformes, Salmonidae. Bases 3414 to 4628 code for a protein of 404 amino acids. The record is from RefSeq and is a predicted model, not a curated record. The transcript has 4 exons.
GAGGGAGAGAGGGAGAGAGAGACAGAGAGAGAGAGGGAGAGAGAGACAGAGAGAGAGAGGGAGAGAGAGAGAAGACCAGCAGAAGAGGCUGUUAAGACUGCGCUACACCUCAGCAGCUAGCUUUGGCUAUCGUCUGUGACCGUGUUUUUCCCUCCGCUGGUUUGCCUAAUUUAUUCAAGCCGGGGCCGGAGGAGAGCAGGAGGAAGGAGAUUGUGACUGUGCUUAAGGGAAUGCAGAGAGACUUGGGCCUCGAGUCGUUACUGCUGGAUGGACAAGCACUGACAAAACAAGGGAGAGAAAGAGACAGAAAAAGAGAGAGAAGAGGGGAGACUUGCUAGGAGGAACUUGCAUUCUGUUUAAGGGAUAGUAGAGAGUAUUUUCCUCCUUUUUUCAACUGUGUUUUCACUGCGUUUGUUCUGGUGGUUUGAACUAUUGAAGCCACAGAUAUAUGGGCGCAAGAGAGGAACAAGAAACAGAUGCUGCUUCACAACAGACAGAGCAAGGGGACAUCACUGCACUUUGAACUUUCCCAGACUAGCAGGACCAGAAGGAGCUGUUUUAUCAUUUCUGUGUUUUAAAUAGCAAGCCUAUAGAAUCAGUCUGCCUAUAGAUUCAGUCUGCCUAUAGAUUCAGUCUGCCUAUAGAUUCAGUCUGCCUAUAGAUUCAGUCUGCCUAUAGAAUCAGUCUGCGUUAGAUUCAGUCUGUCUAUAGAUUCAGUCUGCCUAUAGAUUCAGUCUGCCUAUAGAUUCAGUCUGCCUAUAGAUUCAGUCUGCCUAUAGAUUCAGUCUGCCUAUAGAAUCAGUCUGCGUUAGAUUCAGUCUGUCUAUAGAUUCAGUCUGCCUAUAGAUUCAGUCUGCCUAUAGAUUCAGUCUGCCUAUAGAAUCAGUCUGCGUUAGAUUCAGUCUGUCUAUAGAUUCAGUCUGCCUAUAGAUUCAGUCUGCCUAUAGAUUCAGUCUGCAUUUGACGCAGUCUGCAUUAGAUUCAGUCUGCCUAUAGAUUCAGUCUGCAUUAGAAUCAGUCUGCCUAUAGAUUCAGUCUGCGUUAGAUUCAGUCUGUCUAUAGAGUCAGUCUGCAUUAGAUUCAGUCUGCCUAUAGAUUCAGUCUGUCUAUAGAGUCAGUCUGCAUUAGAUUCAGUCUGCCUAUAGAUUCAUUCCGCCUAUAGAUUCAGUUUGCAUUCGAUGCAGUCUUCAUAAGAUUCAGUCUGCCUAUAGAUUCAGUCUGCCUAUAUAUUCAGUCUGCCUAUAGAUUCAGUCUGCAUUCGUCUCAGUCUGCAUUUGAUUCAGUCUGCCUAUAGAUUCAGUCUGCGUUAGAUUCAGUCUGUCUAUAGAUUCGGUCUGCCUAUAGAUUCAGUCUGCCUAUAGAUUCAGUCUGCCUAUAGAUUCAGUCUGCCUAUAGAUUCAGUCUGUCUAUAGAUUCAGUCUGCCUAUAGAUUCUGUCUGCAUUAAAUUCAGUCUGCAUUAAAUUCAGUCUGUUUAUAGAUUCAGUCCGCAUUAGAUUCAGUCUGUCUACAGAUUCAGUCUGCCUAUAUUCAGUCUGUCUAUAGAUUCAGUCUGCAUUAGAUUCAGUCUGCAUUAUAUUCAGUCUGCCUAUAGAUUCAGUCUGCCUAUAGAUCCAGUCUGCCUAUAGAUUCAGUCUGCAUUAGAUUCAGUCUGCAUUCAUCUCAGUCUGCAUUAGAUUCAGUCUGCGUUAGAUUCAGUCUGCCUAUAGAUUCAGUCUGCCUAUAGAUUCAGUCUGCGUUAGAUUCAGUCUGAGUUAGAUUUAGUCUGCCUAUAGAUUCAGUCUGCAUUAGAUUCAGUCUGCAUUCAACUCAGUCUGCAUUAGAUUCAGUAUGUCUAUAGAUUCAGUCUGCAUUAGAUUCAGACUGCCUAUAGAUUCAGUCUUCCUGUAGAUUCAGUCUGCCUAUAGAUUCAGUCUGCCUGUAGAUUCAGUCUUCCUGUAGAUUCAGUCUGCCUAUAGAUUCAGUCUGCCUGUAGAUUCAGUCUGCCUAUAGAUUGAGUCUGCCUGUAGAGUCAGUCUGCCUGUAGAGUCAGUCUGCCUGUAGAUUCAGGCUGCGUUAGAUUCAGUCUGCCUGUAGAUUCAGUCUGCCUGUAGAUUCAGGCUGCGUUAGAUUCAGUCUGCCUAUAGAUUCAGUCUGCCUAUAAAUUCAGUCUGCCUGUAGAUUCAGUCUGCCUAUAGAUUCAGUCUGCCUGUAGAUUCAGGGAGUGUUAGAUUCAGUCUGCCUAUAGAUUCAGUCUGCCUAUAGAUUCAGUCUGCCUAUAGAUUCAGUCUGCCUAUAGAUUCAGUAUGGUUGUUCUCUGGAUUCAUCUAUUGUCUUUGAGUAUUGGCUGUCUGGGGAGAUAGGAUAGUUCUGCCAAGCUAGUGAAACCAAAAGUGCUGUUUAUACAAGUUUGUGAGGGUGUGAGCAUGUGUAAACUGUGAACCAAACAUAGACUACUAGCAACAGACCAAAGACAAAGUCAUUCAACCUUCUAAUGGGGGUUGAAUGACAGAAAUCCAUUUCUAGCAUUCUCUGAAUCUCUGCUUGUAUCUGAAAUUCUUGACAGAAAUGAGUUCUCUGUUUUCUAACUGCUGAGCUAAAACUGUGCUUCUGCCUGUUAGAUAGAUAGAUGGCACUUUCUACACAGCCCAGAACUGGUCUGACUAGUUCGUAAGUAGUAAAGUAAUCCUACGGAAGUGGUGUUUUUUUCCCUCUGGGAGGGACAGAGAGAGAGAGGGAUAGAGAGAAAGAGGGAUAGAGGGAGAGGCAGAGAGAGAGAGAGAAAGAAAGAGAGGGAUAGAGGGAGAGACAGAGAGAGAGACAGAGAGACAGAGAAAGAGAGAAAGAGAGAAAGAGAGACAGAGAGACAGAGAGAGAGAGAGAGAGAGAGAAAGAAAGAGAGGGAGAGACAGAGAGAGGGAGAGAGAGGGAGAGAGAGAGGGAUAGAGGGAGAGACAGAGAGGGAGAGAGAGGGGGAGAGAGAGAGAGAGAGAGAGGGGGAGAGAGAGAGAGAGACAGAGAGAGAGGGAGAGAGGGGGAGAGAGCCUAAGCCUCUAAGUGUAAUGUAUUGUUUUCUGUGAAAGGGCAGGCUGCACCCUUUUCCCCCUCCUGAACUCUGAACCGCUCGUUGUGUCAGAACUUUUAGGAGGAGUCAUUGACUUGGGUCACAGGAAAGACAGGGGAGAGAAGGAGAAGAAAAGGAGAGCGACAGUAGAGAAGUAGAGCAGUGAGAGGGACCUCCGGGUCAUUUCACAGAGACAGAAGGGGAAAGAGGUCAACUCUAUUACUUUUCCUGGAAGUGAACUCAAAAACAUAUUUAGUAUGAUUAGAAACUAAAGUGUUAUAGCUGAAGAUUUUCAGAGAAAAGAGGAGAGCACUCGGUGAGUGGACAGGCGUGUGUAAGAGAGAGUGUGUGUGUCGGCCGUUUAGCUCAGAUAUGGCCAUGGUGAGCGGGGGAUGGGGCAAUCCUAACCGGGAGACCAACGGACUGGGUGGGGAGAAGGCUUACCUGCGUGGAGAUGAGGAGGGCUCGCCCCAGGCCGGGAGCGAUGUGGAGGUGGGAGACGAAGACAAGGCGUGCGUGGUGGACUGCGUGGUGUGUGGGGACAAGUCCAGUGGGAAACACUAUGGGGUGUUCACCUGCGAGGGUUGCAAGAGCUUCUUCAAGAGGAGCAUCAGAAGGAACCUCAACUACUCCUGCAGGUCGAAUCGAGAAUGCCAGAUAGACCAGCAUCACCGCAACCAGUGCCAAUACUGCCGGCUGAAGAAAUGUUUCCGUGUUGGCAUGCGCAAAGAAGUCCAGCGUGGGCGUAUACCUCCAUCCCACUCAGGCAUCAGUCCCACUUCUUUGGUCGGCGGAGGUGGUGGUACUGGGGCCGGGCCAGUAGGGGGCGAAUUCUUCAACGGCCAGCCUGUGUCUGAGCUCAUCUCCCAGCUGCUCCGUGCUGAACCGUACCCCAGCAGCCGCUACGGUCCCCAGUAUGGCCAGCAGCAGCAGAUGCAAGGUGCUGGAGGAGGCUCCGUCAUGGGCAUCGACAACAUCUGUGAGCUGGCGGCACGCCUCCUCUUCAGCACCAUCGAGUGGGCCAGGAACAUCCCCUACUUCCCUGAGCUGCCCGUCUCUGAGCAGGUGGCUCUGCUGAGACUGAGCUGGAGCGAGCUGUUCAUCCUGAACGCAGCCCAGUCCGCCCUGCCACUACACAUGGCCCCACUGCUGGCCGCCGCCGGUUUCCACUCCUCGCCCAUGUCAGCAGAGAGGGUGGUGUCCUUCAUGGACCAGGUGAGGGUGUUCCAGGACCAGGUGGACAAGCUGACCAGACUUCAGGUGGACUCGGCAGAGUACAGCUGCCUCAAGGCCAUCGCUCUCUUGUCUCCAGAUGCGUGUGGUCUGACAGACCCCAUCCACGUAGAGUCUCUGCAGGAGAAGGCCCAGGUGGCUCUGAUGGAGUAUGAGAGGAUGCAGUACCCGGGUCAACCCCAGCGCUUCGGCCGUCUGCUCCUCCGCCUGCCUGCCCUCAGGGCCGUGCCCGCCAACCUCAUCUCCCAGCUGUUCUUUAUGCGCCUGGUGGGCAAGACGCCCAUCGAGACCCUCAUCAGGGACAUGCAACUCUCUGGGAGCUCCAUUAGCUGGCCUUACGUCCCUGGGCAGUGAGGACAGGAGCCUGGGACCCACAGGACCCUGGAGGAACCUGGAAACUGGAACCCAGAAUGGGAUGGAGAGGGAUUAGCCACUGAUGUCAUUAAUGUCUAAAUUCUUGAGGAUUUAGUAGAGGAGGACUAUACUGCUACUCACUCACACAGAGUCAAACACUGAGCUUCCAGUGAAUGGAGCUGGACUCAAACCAUUGGUAGUUUAGCUGUCCGUGUAUUCCAAGGAAAUUAUUCAUUUGUCUUGGAGUAUAUUUCCUGAUCUGUAUCAUGACCUCUCUGAAUGACCUGUCUGAAACACAGAACAGGGUUCUAGAACACAGAACAGGGCUCUGAAACACAGAACAGGGCUCUGAAACACAGAACAGGGCUCUGAAACACAGAACAGGGCUCUGGAACACAGAACAGGGCUCUGAAACACAGAACAGGGCUCUGAAACACAGAACAGGGCUCUGAAACACAGAACAGGGUUCUAGAAUACAGAACAGGGCUCUGAAACACAGAACAGGGCUCUGAAACACAGAACAGGGCUCUGGAACACAGAACAGGGCUCUGAAACACAGAACAGGGCUCUGAAACACAGAACAGGGCUCUGAAACACAGAACAGGGUUCUAGAAUACAGAACAGGGCUCUGAAACACAGAACAGGGCUCUGGAACACAGAACAGGGCUCUGGAACACAGAACAGGGCUCUGGAACACAGAACAGGGCUCUGAAACACAGAACAGGGUUCUAGAAUACAGAACAGGGCUCUGAAACACAGAACAGGGCUCUGAAACACAGAACAGGGCUCUGAAACACAGAACAGGGCUCUGGAACACAGAACAGGGCUCCGGAACACAGAACAGGACUCCGGAACACAGAACAGGGCUCUGGAACACAGAACAGGGCUCCGGAACACAGAACAGGGCUCCGGAACACAGAACAGGGCUCCGGAACACAGAACAGGGCUACAAAACACGGAACAGGGCUCUGAAACAGAGAACAGGGCUCUGGAACACAGAACAGGGUUCUAGAAUACAGAACAGGGCUCUGAAACACAGAACAGGGCUCUGAAACACAUAACAGGGCUCUGAAACACAGAACAGGGCUCUGGAACACAGAACAGGGUUCUGGAACACAGAACAGGGUUCUAGAAUACAGAACAGGACUCUGGGACACAGAACAGGGCUCCGGAACACAGAACAGGGCUCCGAAAUACAGAACAGGGCUCUGAAACACAGAACAGGGCUCUGAAACACAGAACAGGGCUCUGAAACACCGAACAGGGCUCUGAAACACAGAACAGGGCUCUGGAACACAGAACAGGGUUCGAGAAUACAGAACAGGGCUCUGAAACACAGAACAGGGCUCUGGAACACAGAACAGGGCUCUGAAACACAGAACAGGCCUCUGAAACACAGACUGUAACUAAAGGCCCAUUGCCACUACUACCUCCAUCCCCAUGGCGCCCCACGCGACUCUGACCCCAGGCUCUGUGUGGCUCUCUGGCUGCUGUGUUAGGCCCCUGGGUCUCAUGUGGGACCCUAUUCCCCUUAGCUACAGUGCAUAGGGCUCUGGUACUCAAACAUAGUGCACUGUGAAGGGAAUAGGGUGCCAUUUGAGAUUCAGACACAGGGAUUAUGAAGCCACAGCCACGCCACAUACUGCCAUUUUAUUGUGUUUUGUCCUGAGCUCUCUAUUCAUGUAAAUCGUUGAGUUUGAUUUACAUUCAUGUUGAGCUUAUAGUGUAAAAUGUCAUGUGUACAUUAUGCAUAUGUGGUCAUGUUAAAUCUCUGAAUGUUAUGCAAAUAGCGGGCUCUCUCCAUAGUAUAAGCAAUAGCAUACAUGCUACAGUGCAUGCUAUGGUGCCCGAACACUUGCACAAGCUAGCAGAGGUGAAUGUAUAUGAUAGAUAUCCCCUCACACGCAUCCUGAGUCACAACGAGUCACCCCUGUCUUAUACGUUGUUACCUCAAGGUUUAUACCAAUGACAGAGAUUGUAUAGUGGAUUACCUGAUAAUAGAACCCUUGCAUUCUUAAACGGAACUAAGAACCCUCCGUGAUGUGAUCGAUGACAAACACAAAGGGAUGAAAGCCUUGUACACACCAGCAUUAUGUCAUUAGCCUGAAAGUAAACUAACUGUAGGGUUGACCCUUGUCAUAAGGCCUAUCGGAAGGCUAGGUGGAGCCAUGACCGUACUGCUUAGACCUGAAGGGUAGGGGGCUAGGGGAAGCUGUUGCUUUCAGAUCAGACAUUUCAUGUGAUUGUCAUACAAUGUAACUAAAGGUACAGACCCCUUUAAGGACUAAAGGGUAUGCUGUGUAUUAACAGUAAAACUACGGUACAGUGCACAAGGCUGUGUGCAUACUCUUAGUGAUAUUGGCCUGGACUGCAAUUUCAUGUGACAAUGCUUCUUUUUUUUUUUUUUUGGCCAAAUGACUUACUCAGAGUGGACGUAUGAAUACCUGAAAUCAAAGAAUCUGUUUUACUCUGAUGGGAUUUUGACUAACGACUUCAUUGUGUAGUUCUACAUAAGAAUCAUGUUUUUAUUGCGAUGUCAAACCAAAAUGUAAAGAUAAUUGCUACUGCUGACCAUGGCUAUUUUUGCAUUACUAAAAAUAAAGUAUAAGUACUCUUA